This is a messenger RNA of Culicoides brevitarsis, 564 nucleotides long. RefSeq lists its product as uncharacterized. The record is from RefSeq and is a predicted model, not a curated record. Bases 103 to 414 code for a protein of 103 amino acids. The transcript has 2 exons. NCBI's taxonomy places the organism in Eukaryota, Metazoa, Arthropoda, Insecta, Diptera, Ceratopogonidae.
CGUAUAUAAAGCAGACAAAGCUUCGUAAGAAGUCAGUUGUAGCAAAAACGUUCAAUUGUUAAAUACUCUGUGAAAGAAAAAAAUAUUUAAAAAAAUUUAAAAAUGUUCAAAGAAAUUUUUGUCCUCUGUGCCUUUGUUGCCAUUUCCUACGCUCUUCCAGCUGGCGAAACCGUUCAAGCCGCUAUUCAACCAGAAACGCAAGAUGUAGAAUUUGUAAAUUUGGAUACCGAUUUGGAAGGAGCUGAAACCGCUCAUCAUGGAUACGGCGGAUACGGAAGAGGUUUCGGAGGGUAUGGAGGCUAUGGCCGAGGCUUUGGAGGAUAUGGCGGCUAUGGAAGAGGUUUCGGAGGUUAUGGAGGAUACGGAAGAGGAUUUGGCGGAUACGGUGGAUAUGGACGUGGAUUCUACGGUUAAAUUAACAAAAAAUUUAAAAAAAAAAAAGAAUUCAAUGGAAUACUCACGUACAUACGAAAAAAGCCCGAUCAGUGAACCAAAAUUAUUUUACGUUUUUCUAAAUAAAUUUAUAAUUUUUAUUUAAAUAAAAUUAUUUUCUUAUUUUUUUAA